AGCUCAGAGAGGAGGAAGGAGAAAUCCCGGGAUGCCGCCAGGUGCCGGCGAAGUAAGGAGACAGAGGUCUUCUAUGAGCUCGCCCACGAGCUGCCCCUGCCUCACAGCGUGAGCUCCCACCUGGACAAGGCCUCCAUCAUGCGGCUGGCCAUCAGCUUUCUGCGAACACACAAGCUCCUGUCCUCAGUUUGCUCUGAAAAUGAGUCUGAAGCUGAGGCUGACCAGCAGAUGGACAACUUGUACCUGAAAGCUUUGGAGGGUUUCAUUGCUGUGGUGACUCAGGACGGUGAUAUGAUCUUUCUGUCAGAAAAUAUCAGCAAGUUCAUGGGGCUCACACAGGUGGAGCUAACAGGACACAGUAUCUUUGACUUCACUCACCCAUGUGAUCAUGAGGAGAUCCGGGAGAAUCUGAGUCUCAAAAAUGGCUCUGGUUUUGGGAAGAAGAGUAAAGAUAUGUCCACCGAGAGAGACUUCUUCAUGAGGAUGAAGUGCACAGUCACCAAUAGAGGCCGAACUGUCAACCUCAAGUCAGCCACCUGGAAGGUCUUGCACUGCACUGGCCAGAUGAAGAUCUACAACAACUGCCCCCCGCAUGGCAGUCUCUGCGGCUACAAGGAGCCCCUGCUCUCCUGCCUUGUCAUCAUGUGUGAACCAAUCCAGCACCCGUCACACAUGGACAUCCCCCUGGACAGCAAGACCUUUCUCAGCCGCCACAGCAUGGACAUGAAGUUCACCUACUGUGAUGACAGAAUCACAGAAUUGAUUGGUUACCACCCUGAGGAGCUGCUCGGCCGCUCGGCCUAUGAGUUCUACCAUGCGCUAGAUUCAGAAAACAUGACCAAAAGUCACCAGAACUUAUGCACCAAGGGUCAAGUGGUAACGAGCCAGUACCGGAUGCUCGCAAAGCAUGGGGGCUAUGUGUGGCUGGAGACCCAGGGGACGGUCAUUUACAACCCUCGAAACCUGCAGCCUCAGUGCAUCAUGUGUGUCAACUACGUGCUGAGUGAGAUUGAGAAGAACGAUGUGGUGUUCUCCAUGGACCAGACUGAAUCCCUGUUCAAGCCCCACAUGAUGGCGGUUAAUGGCCUCUUUGACAGCAAUGGAGAGAUGCCUGUGUCCGAAAAGAGCAACUUCCUGUUCAGCAAGCUGAAGGAGGAGCCCGAGGAGCUGGCCCAGCUGGCCCCUACUGCAGGCGACGCCAUCAUUUCUCUAGAUUUCGGGAACCAGAACUUUGAGGAGUCCUCCUCCUAUGGCAAGGCCAUCCUGCCCCCAAGCCAGCCCUGGACUGAGGAUCUGGGGAGUCGCAGCACCCUGAGUGAGUCAGGGAGCCUGCCUGCUUUCUCUGUGCCCCAGGCGGCAUCUCUGGGCAGCUCCACUCCCAGCGCGACCAGCAGCAGCAGCAGCUCCACACCCAGCAGCCCUGGAGACUAUUACACAUCUCUAGAUGAUGAUCUGAAGAUUGGAGUGAUCGAGAAGCUCUUUGCCAUGGACACGGAGGCCAAGGACCAGUGCAACACCCAGACUGACUUCAAUGAGCUGGACUUGGAAACUCUGGCUCCCUACAUCCCCAUGGAUGGGGAAGACUUCCAGCUAAGCCCCAUCUGCCCGGAAGAGCAGCUUCUGCCAGAGAACUCCCAGUCCAACUCGCAGCACUGCUUCAGCACCAUGACAAGCAUCUUCCAGCCCCUGGCCCCGAUGACCUCACACAGCCCCUUCCUGCUGGACAAGUACCAGCAGCAGCAGCUGGAAGGCAAGAAGACGGAGCCUGAGCACCAGCCCAUGUCCUCUAUCUUCUUUGGUGGUGGGAGCAAAGCAUCUCUGCCACCGUGCUGUGGCCAGGCCAGCACCCCUCUCUCCUCUAUGGGGGGCAGAUCCAAUACACAAUGGCCCCCUGACCCACCAUUACACUUUGGACCCACAAAGUGGCCCUCUGGAGAUCAACACACAGAAUCUGUGGGAACAUCAUCGAUGGGGCCCUCUGUCACCUCACCCCAUCUCUCCAUGUUCAAGAAGAGGUCUGCCAAGGGGUUCAGGCUUCGGGGUCCAGAUGUGAUGAGCCCUGCCAUGCUAGCCCUGUCCAAUAAGCUGAAGCUGAAGCGGCAGCUGGAAUAUGAGGAGCAAGCUUUUCGAGACAUGAACAUGGGGGACCCACCUGACAGCAGCACUUCGCAUGUGAUGUGGAAACGGAUGAAGAGUGCCAGGGAUGGCGGGACUUGCUCCUUCAUGUCAGGCAAACCGCUGAGUGCAAACGUCCCCAGUGAUGAGUUUGCCCAAAACCCCAUGAGGGGCAUGAGUCAGCCCUUGAGACACCUGCCUCCAUCACAGCCACAGUCAGCCCUGAGCCCUGGGAAUAACACCAAAAGUGGGUUUCCCCCACAGUGUUAUGCCUCUCCAUAUCAGGACUACAGCCUGCCACCGGCUCAAAAGGUGUCAGUCAUGGCCAGCCGCCUGCUUGGGCCUUCAGUGGAGCCCUACCUGCUGCCCGAAUUGACCAGAUACGACUGUGAGGUGAACGUUCCUGUGCCCGGAAGCUCCACGCUCCUGCAAGGGAGGGACCUGCUCAGGGCCUUGGACCAGUCCACCUGAGCCAGGGCCCCUGGGCAGGCCCCCACCACGCCGCCCACCAGCUUCAC
This is a messenger RNA of Elephantulus edwardii (Cape elephant shrew), 2633 nucleotides long. It is a transcript of the gene EPAS1, whose product is annotated as endothelial PAS domain protein 1. The coding region runs from base 139 to 2586 and encodes 815 amino acids. The transcript is spliced from 15 exons. The record is from RefSeq and is a predicted model, not a curated record. Gene Ontology annotation, biological process: cellular response to hypoxia; regulation of transcription by RNA polymerase II. Gene Ontology annotation, molecular function: DNA-binding transcription factor activity, RNA polymerase II-specific; RNA polymerase II transcription regulatory region sequence-specific DNA binding. NCBI's taxonomy places the organism in Eukaryota, Metazoa, Chordata, Mammalia, Macroscelidea, Macroscelididae.